UAAUGUCAAAAUGUUUACAACAAAACCACAAACAUUCAUGAAAUGGAUUUUAACUUGCUCUAUUGCAAGACGGAUUUCAUGCAAAGGUGAAGAUGAUUAAGUUAUCGUGUCUACUUGUCAUAGCUGGUGUGCUUCUGACAACAUGCGUGGGACAAUGGCCGCUUGGUCCAGAAUUUUACAGAGGCAUGGACCAGCUGAACAGAAAUCUUAACGAUAUGACGGUUAGACUAGAAUCCAUGGGAGAAAGAAUAGCGAGAGAAAAUGCGGCUCGACAAGCAAGCGGCAUCUCGGUAUCGCAGGGAAGCGUGUAUGUUAGCAACGGCAACGGAGUAUAUAUGACAGGAACUGGUGGUCUUGUGAUGCAGGACGAUAUAAGAAGAGCACAAAACGGUAUUCCUUUCGGGAACGGGGGUACGGUAUUUAUCACAGCCUCGGGAGGUUUAGGAUAUGCCUACAACUCUUCCGAUGGGUCGUUCACAAUGUACUCUUUAGGAAAUGACAGUCCACCGCGUGGCUACAUGUACCAUGUGGGACCGCACAGGACGUCUUUCCGAAACUGGUGAUCAACUAAUUCACAGAAACUUUGUAAAGCAACGGAAGUCAAACAGCAUCACAAUAUAUAAUAAAAACUGCAAGGAAUUACAUCACCGUGCAUGAUUAUAAACUUGCAAUGUACAAAGCUUCUGCUGACUUCCUAACGGUUUUUCUUCCUAAUUUUCUUUUUUAUAUAAUUUUUCAACAAUAGAUAAAAGGUAGUAUUAUACAUGACUUUUUAAAAAGAUAUAUUUGUAAUGUUAUUUUAUUUUAACUGUCCAUCUUUAUGAGGGUCAUUCUGGAAUUUUAUACAGUCAUCGAUCACGUAAUUUUUAGAUACUAUAGUUAGUUUGAAAGCAACGUGCAGGGAUUUUUAGUAAAACGUUUUUGUCAUAAAAUCAAAAGUUAUGAAACAUAUUUCAACAUAAAUCAAAAAUCGUUACUUAGUCUACUACCGCCCUAUGAGACCUAUAGAACAAUGUAUGAAUUAUGAACUUUUCUUGCAAGUUUAACAAAAUUAUAACAGAACAGAACAGAACAGAAUUUUAUUUCACUUGAACUAAAAGUUCCUCGUGAUAUAACAGAAAAAACGUUUUAAGGUUAAUUUAAACUGAAAUCACGGUUUUCUUCGGAAGUUAUUAUAAAUACUCUACGUCUAGUUGGCAUCAUCUGUUUUGCUAGUGAGAGAGAGAAAAAAAUGUGUUUCACUUUGGAAAAACACGAAGAAGAAAAACUGUUCUUUAACAUAUAGUGAAUAUGAAAAAAAUACAGUUUUAAACUUUUAUGUUUGUAAAGUAAUUAACAGAAAGAAGGACUUGAACUGUUUGUUGCGCAACAUCCAAAGUCGUCGUUUUGGUCCCGCACUGUGUUUUUUAUAUGUGUCAAAUAAACAAGUUCGGUUAUAAACAGUGCCACAAAAUAUUUCAUGUCAGUCUUUGCGUGGAUGGCUAGAUUGUAUAAAGGCAGAUGAAAGAGUUAGGUGAAACGGAGCUUUACUUAGGAUGUCCUACGACUGAAGGGGUGUCCGUUUUCGUGUACAUGUUGAUAGCAAAUUAUUAAUCUUUAAAAGCAUCUUACGGAAUGACGCUUACAGCAAUGCUUUAUUCGAAAAAUAAUAAUAAAAAAUGUUUAAAUUUUG
Molecule: messenger RNA, 1672 nt
Organism: Mercenaria mercenaria
Lineage: Eukaryota; Metazoa; Mollusca; Bivalvia; Venerida; Veneridae
Exons: 4
Coding region: 93-563 (156 amino acids)
Source: RefSeq, a predicted model, not a curated record